UUCAUUUAGCGACUCACUUGCAUAUCCGUGUGAAAGUCAAUGUGAUACUAAAUUCAAUGUGAUCCUUAUUACUAUGCCUUUCUUAACCCAGUUUUUAUUAAGAAGACCCUCUCCCUUUGUUAAACAAGGACAGCUUCCUCGAGCCCCGAAAGCUAGGUUCGCUGGAGUUCCUGUUCUGAAGAAUAGCAUAGCAAACAAAGACUACACUGGCUUUGAGGGGAAUUGUAAUGAACAGAUGCAGAAUAUGCUUUCUUGUCUGACAAAUGCAGCACUUAACCAAUCAGCUUGUGAGGAAGAAAUCCUCAGCUACAACACAUGCAUGAAAAAAGCAAUAGAAGUUGGGCGGAUGAAGAAGGCUAAUAAGUUUGUAGCAAACCCUACCACAAGUUUUGAUGGACGACAAAAGGUUCCACCGCCUAUAAUCAACAAAGUCAUGUCUAGAUAUCCAAUGAAAUACAAAAGUCUCAAAAACAUCAAAUGACAAAGGUUUUUAUGUACAGUCUGAAUGGAUUGCGUGUGUGGGGAUGAUAAAUGUAUACGUCUGUUUUCUUUCUGCAUUAAAUGUGUUAACAUUUACACCACA
Ostrea edulis (European flat oyster) is the source of this 583-nucleotide messenger RNA. RefSeq lists its product as uncharacterized. The record is from RefSeq and is a predicted model, not a curated record. The transcript has 4 exons. NCBI's taxonomy places the organism in Eukaryota, Metazoa, Mollusca, Bivalvia, Ostreida, Ostreidae. Bases 74 to 481 code for a protein of 135 amino acids.